AUCCAUUAUCUAUUAGGCUUUACCUUGUUUGUUUUUUUACAGAACUGCUAAUAUAAAAAAUGGGAGACUGGAACUUCCUCGGGGGGAUUUUGGAGGAGGUGCACAUCCACUCCACCAUGGUCGGCAAGAUCUGGCUGACCAUCCUCUUCAUAUUCCGGAUGUUGGUGCUGGGCGUGGCAGCGGAGGACGUGUGGAACGACGAGCAGUCGGACUUCAUCUGCAACACGGACCAACCUGGCUGUCGAAACGUCUGCUACGACCAGGCCUUCCCCAUUUCCCUCAUCCGCUACUGGGUGCUGCAGGUCAUCUUUGUGUCUUCCCCCUCCCUGGUGUACAUGGGCCACGCCAUCUACCAGCUGCGGGCUCUGGAGAAGGAGCGCCAUUGCAAGAAGGUGGCUCUCCGCCGGGAGCUGGAGGCGGUGGACGUGGAGCUGGUGGAGGUGCGGAGGAGGAUGGAGAAGGAGAUGAAGCAGCUGGAGCAGGGGAAGCUCAACAAAGCUCCGCUGAGAGGCUCUCUGCUGUGCACCUACCUGGUCCACAUUAUGACCCGCUCCGUGGUGGAGGUCAGCUUCAUGGUGGUGCAGUACUUUCUGUACGGAAACCGCCUGAAGCCUCUGUUCAAGUGUGAGAGGGAGCCAUGCCCGAAUGUGGUGGACUGCUUCGUGUCCAGGCCCACCGAGAAAACUGUGUUCAUGAUCUUCAUGCAGGGCAUCGCCUGCAUCUCCCUCUUCCUCAGCAUUCUGGAGAUCAUGCACCUGGGAUUCAAGAAGCUCAAGAAGGGCAUCCUGUCCUACUACCCUCAUCUGAAAGACGACAUGGACGAUUAUUACGUCGACAAGUCAAAGAAGAACUCAGUCGUGCAUCAGGUUUGCAUUGGCACAUCUGCGGGUCGCAAGAGUACCAUCCCCACGGCACCAUGCGGGUACACGUUGCUGUUGGAGAAGCAGGGCAACGGACCCACCUACCCUCUUCUGAACGCCUCCUCGGCCUUCGUCCCAAUAAAAGGGGACCCGGUUGCAAAGCCGGACGGCCACAAGGACGGCAAGGAGGGGGUGCCGAGCCCCACGGAGCAAAACAGCAACUCCAACAACACGAGCAGCGAGACGCGUUCCCCUCCUGCAGACAAACAGGAAGAGCCAGAGGAACCCAACCACGGGGACAUGGAGUGUGCCGCCUCUGAGUACCCCACCCUCCCCGUAGCGGACCCCUCGUCCUGCGCAGCGCUGUCAGGCAUUGUGAGGAAGUCUCGGAGGGUCAGUCCACCGUGGAACUGCUCCACUCUGGUGGAGGGGAACGGCUCGGACAGUGACUCCUACCACGGGAACAACAGCAGCGUGAAGCUCCGCAGCAGCUGCGUGGGACCCCGAGCCAGGAUCCUCUCUAAAUCAGACAUUAAGAGGCCGAGCAGGUCUCAGAGCCCGGACUCUGCGGGGGAGCUGAGCUCAGUGUCCCGACACAGCAGGGAGAGUAACAGCCCCCCCGCCUCCUCUCCAAACCGCAGAGUGUCAGCGGCCAGCAGCGGCAGCAGCAGAAGAGCUCCAACUGAUCUGCAAAUAUAAACCGUUUGCUCCGACAUGGCGACACAAACUCUCAAUAAGCCAUAUGUGGAUGCAAGUUGUUGGAACGCUAUAUUCCUGCACUUCACACAAAAACGCACAAGAUGUCAUUUUUUGCCACUAGAUAUCUCUCGAUAAAAAAUGUGACGAAUUUGGUUGUGAAGUAUCGAUGGAUCCUUGGAGUUGCCAACAUUACAGUGAUUGCAGUCAGCUCCUCACGGACAGGAUUCUGCUUUUUUUCAUCGUUCAGGAGGGGUUCACUGGAAGCCGAAUUAUCCGCAGAGCUUUCCUAUUGUUCAAAAUAAACGGACCC
This is a messenger RNA of Trematomus bernacchii (emerald rockcod), 1869 nucleotides long. RefSeq names its product gap junction alpha-9 protein-like. Gene Ontology annotation, biological process: cell communication. Gene Ontology annotation, cellular component: connexin complex. Lineage: Eukaryota; Metazoa; Chordata; Actinopteri; Perciformes; Nototheniidae. The record is from RefSeq and is a predicted model, not a curated record. The transcript has a single exon. Bases 60 to 1559 code for a protein of 499 amino acids.